Melanaphis sacchari is the source of this 995-nucleotide messenger RNA. RefSeq names its product mitochondrial import inner membrane translocase subunit Tim29. The transcript has a single exon. Lineage: Eukaryota; Metazoa; Arthropoda; Insecta; Hemiptera; Aphididae. Gene Ontology annotation, cellular component: TIM22 mitochondrial import inner membrane insertion complex. The record is from RefSeq and is a predicted model, not a curated record. The coding region runs from base 286 to 906 and encodes 206 amino acids. Gene Ontology annotation, biological process: protein insertion into mitochondrial inner membrane.
AAACAGUAGAAACUAGAAACAGUAGAAACUAUAGUACCUUACGACAUACUGUCUGACGUCUGUACUGUCUGUAGCACGAACUAAGAUAUCUUAGUUCGUGGUCUGUAGUAACUAGUCUUAAAUCACUAGUCACUACUCAGUAGUAACUUGUAUUAUACGAAACAACUUACUUUGUCGCAAACUGAAAAAUAAUAUUAUAUUCAAACGUCUAAGACCGAAAUUUUCUAACGGAAUGUAUUAAUGAUGUCCUGACUCUUGAGAUCGUUCACCUGGAAAUCUGCAGUCAUGAUCUACGUUCGCCGAUCGAACAAGUUAUACAGUACUGUUGUGGGUAGCAGCAGCCUUAAGCAAAAUCCAAGCCGAUUUUCGUUUCCGGAACGUUUUCGUGGUACGAUUGUUGAACGUUGGAAACAGUAUUGGGAAAGCGUGGCAAAGGAUUAUUAUGAGUCGACAGUGGGCAUUGGAACAUAUGCAAAAGCGAAUCCAAUAAAAAGCCUGUUGAUGGCAGUAACUACUAGUUGUGCGUAUUAUUGCGCAUCAACCAACCCUGAUGAACGUAGUUACAGAUCUGAAAUCAUUGAUUGCUCCAACAACAUGCUGUAUAUUUCUCCAGCUGUACGGAAUCCAUCUGCUGUCCAACAUUUAGAAUAUAUAGAAAAGUGUUAUAAUGUGGGCGUCGUGAAAAGGCUGAAUUUACUUUUGUUUUCUGUCAUUUGGAUUGAUGAGUUUAAUGAUGAUAUACAAGCAUACAAAGCAAACUGUAAAUAUUUAAAGCCUUCAAUAUUAUCAGUACAUAAGCGUGCUAUAGAUAUAGGGUUUUUAAACGUCUGGUGGGGCCUCAAAAAAAUAAUGGUCGAUUAUGACGUGAACCCAGAAGAAUGGAAAGAUUAUAAAGAACCAGAGUAAUCUUACUUAUUAUUCUUGUUAUACAAUUUGUUUAGUUUCUGUUUGGUAAUAAAAUAAAUUAAUCCUUAUUAGGAUUUAUACAAAACGUA